This is a messenger RNA of Solanum dulcamara, 1346 nucleotides long. RefSeq names its product peroxisomal membrane protein 13. Gene Ontology annotation, cellular component: peroxisomal importomer complex; peroxisome; peroxisomal membrane. The record is from RefSeq and is a predicted model, not a curated record. Gene Ontology annotation, biological process: protein import into peroxisome matrix, docking. The transcript has 5 exons. NCBI's taxonomy places the organism in Eukaryota, Viridiplantae, Streptophyta, Magnoliopsida, Solanales, Solanaceae. The coding region runs from base 112 to 1026 and encodes 304 amino acids.
CUAGGAUUAUAUUGUCCCACUUAUCAAUUUCUGUUCUCUCUCUCUAUACUUUCUCUCUCCGUCGUAGCGGUCGUCGACGGCGGCUCUUCUUCUUCCUCCUCUAUCCAUUUCAUGGAAAACGGACCGCCACAACCGUCAGGUAGUAUCCCACCCCCAAAACCCUGGGAACGAGCCGGGUCUUCUUCAGGCCCUGCUGUACCGUUUAAGCCCCCGUCUGCUGGUAGCACGAGUGACGUAGUAGAGGCAUCUGGAACAGCCAGGCCUGGUGAGAUUGUUUCAACUGCUAAUAGGAAUACAGCUGUUAAUAAUAGCACACUUGCAAGGCCUGUACCUACUCGACCUUGGGAGCAGCAGCAAACUUACGGUAGCUCAUACGGAGGUAUUAAUACAGGUAUGAAUUAUAAUUCUGGAUAUGGAACUGGAGCAGUUGGUUCUUAUGGUAGCGGCUAUGGAAGCACAUACGGAAGUGGUUUGUAUGGAAACAGUAUGUACAGAGGAGGUUAUGGUGGACUUGCAGGUGGUGGUAUGUACGGUGGAGGAAUGUACAAUAGUGGGUUUGGUGGCUCAAUGGGAGGCUAUGGCAUGGGUGGUAUGGGCGGUAUGGGUGGCAUGGGCAUGGGACCCUAUGGGGACCAAGAUCCAAAUAAUCCCUAUGGUGCUCCAUCUUCUCCACCAGGCUUCUGGGUCUCCUUCAUGCACGUGAUGCAAGGUGUUGUAACUUUCUUUGGCCGCGUUGCAAUGUUGAUAGACCAGAAUACCCAGGCAUUUCACAUGUUCAUGUCUGCACUCCUUCAGUUGUUUGAUCGCUCAGGGUUAUUAUAUGGAGAGCUGGCAAGAUUUGUACUGAGAUUGCUGGGGGUCAAAACAAAGCCCAAUAAAAUUCAGCCCCCGGGUGCUAAUCCUCCUCAUGGCCCUAAUGCACUUCCUGGUCCGCACCAACCUCGUGGUAAUCAGAACUUGAUCGAGGGGCCUAAGGCUGCUCCAGGUGCUGCAUGGAACGAUGUGUGGGGUGAUAAUGCACAGUGAUAUGUAGUUGUGACUUACAAAUGUCGCCUACCAUUGGAAGACAUUGACAACAGGUUGCAGUCUGUAUGAAAGCUACAGUAUAGAUUAGAGCUAUGCUGAUGUACUCGUAUGUAAAAGCCAAUCUACCUACCGUGCUAGAUCGGCCUGCUGCAUUUAAAUGAAGAAUAAUCUCUCUACUUCCCCCCCUCCCCCCUGCCAUAUUUGUGUGGGAUUGUAGGUUGUUAGAUCAAUGUGCACGUCAGGUUUGGAGACUAAUGAUGUCGUUCUAGAAAUGAUAUGGUAUGAUUUCUAUUGAUUGGUGAUACGAUGUUUCAUUCUUA